Messenger RNA from Tetrahymena thermophila SB210, 9483 nucleotides. Its product is annotated as beige/BEACH domain protein. The transcript is spliced from 23 exons. NCBI's taxonomy places the organism in Eukaryota, Ciliophora, Oligohymenophorea, Hymenostomatida, Tetrahymenidae. Gene Ontology annotation, molecular function: protein binding. The record is from RefSeq and is a predicted model, not a curated record.
AUGAAGGAAAUAAUAAAUACAAAUAGUAUUAGCGGAACAAAUGAUUUUAAAAAAUUUUUAUAGGUUCUAUAUGAAAACCUGAAUAAAUAUCCUUAGCACAAUAUGAAUUUAUUGAAAGUAAUUUAGGAUGAAAUCGAAAGUGGUAAAUUGAUUUUCAGAGGAAGAGAUGAAUUAAGCAUUCAAAAGGAUGAUACAUUUUACUCUACUGAUGUAGUUGACCACAUUUAAGCUUUUAUAGUAUCUGAAGAGUUAAGGCAGCGUCCUAGAUAAAUAUUAUAUUUUAUUUGUUUGAUAAGUGCUAUGUGUAAGCAAGAUGAAACAUUAGGCUUAUAAAUUAAAUAGAUACAGUAAGAUAUUUACGAUUAGAUUUUAGGUUUGAUUUUGAAGGCUUGGUCUUAUGAACCAGAUGAUGAAACUAUCAAAGAAAUAUGCUAGAGUGAUUUAGAAAGUUAUUCAUUAUAAUUAAAAAAAAUGCAAUAAAUGUAAAUAAAUGAACCUAACAUCGUUGCUUCAUAAAAUGAUACCAAUCAAUUGCAAAAUACUGAAUUAUUAUAAACAAAACGUAAAUAUUUUUCUGAAUUUAAGAAGUCUAGGUGUCUUCAAUUUAGCUGCUAGAUAUUGAAUGGUUUAGAUAUUAAUUAGCUUAUAAAAAUUAUGUACAAAUUCAAUGAAAAAUUAACUUUUUUAUUAGAGGAAGUAGAAGAUAGCUCUGAAGAUAAAUCUUAACCAAAAAAAAAUCAAGUUAAUUAGCCUAACAAUGCUAUCAUUUUAGAUGUAAGUGAAAGUAAUGUUUCAGAAAGUGUGUAGCCAUUUGAUUAGCGUUAUACUUAAAAGGAUGAGGUGGUUAGUGAUAUAGUUCUGAAAGAGAAAAAUUCUCAGAUUGAGGGAUCUUUAUAAUAAAAUUCUGCUUAUCGUUCAGAUAAUACACUUUAUAGUUAAUAAAAUAUAUCAAUGUAAAGCAUAGAUACGAAUAACUACGAUAGUGAAUUCAUUAUAGAUUGCUUACUUUAAAUUUUAAAAUGCUUGGAAGAGCAAAGAAUUUAAAAUAAUCACUCCGAUUAAUGUUUAUUAUUCACAAAAAGCUCCUCUUUAAAAAUUGAUAAAAUACGUAAGGGUUUAUAAGAUUUUCAAAUGUGUAUGGGAUUUAAGUUGUCAUUAAAAAGGAGAACAACUUUUAACUUGUUAAAAAUAUUAGCGGAAAAAAACUCCUAAAAUCAAUAAGAAGUAUUUUUAAAGCUGACUUUAUAAGUUAACUAUGAUAAUAUUAACACUAAAUUAGAAAUUGAUAUACUUGGCAAAUAAAAAACAGAACAUUUUAUUCUUGAGUUAGGUUCUACAUAAAAGUUUGUGUAAAAAUGGCUCACUUUACAAAUCAUCUUUCCAGGGCAAUAAAAAGAGCAUAUCUAAAUUAUUGUAGAUGACUUUUAUUCUUAAGAACAGCUAGCUGCAAAAUAUAUUUAGCCUAAUAAUUAUCUUAUUGAUGCAAGCAAAUACGUUACUGUUAUUAUAGGAAACCAAGAAGCAGACUUCAAUACCACAAGCAUCCUGAAUUAAAGUAAUUAAAGAAAUGCAAAUAAAAAUGAAGAAUAUCUUUUUAAAUUAUGGUCUCUAAAUUUUGGUAAAUAGCUUAAAGGCAUAAAGUUAAGAAAUCUUACUUUCAUUAAUGACGUGCAGCAAUCUUAUAUACUUAGCUAAACUAUUUCAAAGAGAUAUCACACUCUUUGCCUAAACAUCGAAAAUCCUUCAAAUAAAUUAUAUAUAAAUAACAUGAAGUAAUCUGAAAUUGAUAAAGAUAAUCUCAUUUUCGAAUUCAAAAAUUCUGAUGUAUAUGAUCACUUCAAUUUUACUGAAAGACAUGAAGCAAAAUCACUUAAUUUUUUUUCUAAGAUUUUCAAAUCAAGUGAUAAAAGCUCCAAUUUUGGCCUAAAUGAACAAACUGUGGCAAAGGCAUCUUGGAAAAUAAAUGAAAUGACUAUUAAAUAUGUAAACCUUAGGCUUUAUUAGCAUAACUACCCUUUAAAUAUCUUAGAAAAGAUAGGAAACAUGGAUAUAUUCUUUUAUAUACUGAAAAAUAUUCUUGAAUUAGAUAUUUAAUCAAAAAAAAUCAAGAUAGAAUCUAAAUUUAACACAAUAAAAGUUAUUUUCAGCAUUAUGGAGUAAUUUAACUACUCUCAUUCGCACAUUUUAAAAAGUUUAGACACUUACCUAACAAAUUUGAGCAAUCAAGGAAUAAUAACAAAAGACUAAAAAGAAUCAAUGCUAUGCCAGGUUUCUAAAAUGCAAUUGGAGUCAAUCAAUCAAUUUUUCAUAGAAAAGAAUGGUUUUGUAUUGCUUCAAAAUUUCCUUAAAGAAAAAUUAGAUGUAUUCAAAGAAGGAAAUUUUCCUGUUGCAGAUAUUUUAAUUAAAUAUUAUAGAUCAUGGGAGUUCGAUAACUAAAUGCUUUAUAGAUGUUUUGUUAAUGUCAUUUUAAAUUUUGAUAUUAUAAACUGCUUAACUUACUUUGAUUAGGAGAUCAUACUUAGAGAAAUCAAAGAAUAGGUUUUUAAAAGAUUUAGCUUUGAGCUAUAAAAAUCUAAUAAGAUAGAAUAUAUUUUGUAUAGUUGCAUCAAAUAUUAUCUAAGUGAUUUAUAUGAGUUUAUAUUAGACAAAAAAGUCAAUUAAUCUGCAAAUUCAAAUACAAAGCUAACGUUCAAAAAUAUACAAGGCUUUGGUGAUACAAGCUAAGAAAGUCUAAAUUCUUCAAGUAAAAGUCCUUACAACUAAAAGGAAGAAGACAGCUAUACAACAUCAAGUGAUGCAUCAAAUUCGACAUUUUAAUUUUAUGCUAAUUUUUAGAGAUAAAAGAAUAUGGAAGAAAAGGACAUUCCAAAGAAAAUAAUUGAUUUUAAGAAUAAAGAAACUCUUUUGAAAUAAAUUUUUAAUAUCAUUUAUCAUGUAAUCUUAGUAAAAUAACCUAGAGAAGAUUAAAUUUAUCAUUAGAUAUUUCAAAAUUAAAUUAAAACUAUUUUGAGCUACUUAAGCUACUUAAUUAAUAUGGGAAAUAAGCUCGAUUAUUUACAAAAGUAAUGUCAGUAAUCUUAACAAUUGAAUUGCCCACUUUUAAUUGAUAGAUAAAAUCAAAAGUUAAAUUUAUAAUUUGGGAGUUCUUUAACAACCUAGCAUCUAAGCAAUUUAAAGACUCCUUAAACAAAAGUAAUAAAAUAAAGUUAAAGUCAAAACAACCUUAAGGAUAUGGGAGAGAUUUUUGGGAAUACUUUCCUAUUUCCAAAUACUCUAAAUUAAACAAAUAAAAUUAAUUUCACUUAAGAAAAGUAAAAUAUAGCCGGAAGAGCAACUUUAAGUCAGGGGAAAAUAAGAAAGGAAUCAUAUUCGAAUGAUAGCUGCUAAAAUUCAAAUGCUCCAAGCGAAACAAAUUACUCAAAUCAAAAUGAUGAUGAUUUUACAACUUAGGGUUUCUCUGAUUAAUUUUAUUGUAAUUAAUGCAAUCUAUAGCAUCAAAUUGAAAAACAACCCUAUGAAUUAGAAAGGUUGCAGUUUAGUUUGCUAAUUAAAGAAUUAAUUUAUAUUAUUCGUCGUUUGAUGGUCAAAACAACUGAGCCAACCAUUAAAUAAACUACUUAAAAAGACAUCAAAUAAACUGCAGAAGAAAAAUAAUAUAUUUUUAGACGUUAAAUGACAGCUCUUUUAGUAUAAGAAGAAAAAAUGAUAGUUGUUUAGAAUGGUAUAAAAAAUUAAAACAUAGCCAAUUCAAACAAUUUUGAUUAAGUAAAUUUAUAAUCAGAAUCAACAUCAAUUAAAAGCUCUUAAAUGACUUUAACUCCUCUUGUAUAAUAUACAAGAGAAUAAGAAGGCUACUUCAAUGGUAGUGAUUUUGAUAUUAAUAACAGGAUUAAUGGAAGCUAGAGUAGUUAAUAGAGUAGAAAGACAACUAUGCAAGGCGUUAAAAAGAAUUUAAUUCAAUAAAUAGUAGAAAAACCUUUGAACAAAAUAGAAGAAGAUCCUUCAAGCUUAGACUAAGAGUACUUUUAUCAAAAUGCUCUAUUUAAAUAUAAAUACUUAGAUAUAAUUAUGGGAAUAAACAAUAAUCACAUUUCAAAAGAUAAUUAAUAUUAAGAAAAUGUUUAGCGCUACUUAAUAGAUAUUGUUUAUCAUUUUUAUGAGUAAUUUAAGCAAUCAGUUAUUGAGGAAUCCUUUUAAUCAAAACAAGAAGUAUAUUCAAAUUUUUUAAAUCAACUCAUUUUACGUCUUGGAGAAAAUCUUGUAGAAAUGGGAGAAAAAAGUUCUACAGCUUUUGAACAAAAUCUUUUAUAAGUGAUAUUUUAAAAGGAAUAAUCAGUUUUAAACUAAAAGAACAGUAUUUUAAAUAUAUUUAUAAAUAAAUUUUCUUACUUUAGCAACAAAACUCAGCUGCAGGUGAUCUUAGAGUUUCACAAAAAAAUUAAUCUUAUUAUGAGUAGGAAAAAUUACAAACGCCAUGAAUUUUUAUAUUUGCUAAAUACAAUCAUUAACGAAUUUUCAAUUAAGCCAGAAAUAAACACAAAUAAAACUAAACAUGAAAUUAUUUCUGCAUUAAUAGAAAGUUAUCUUUACUACAAUAUAAAAUAUAACGAGGAUCCUCGAUAGAUUUUAGAAGAAAUGCUUGCAAUACUAUCUUUAUUCCUCUAUCAAAAUGAUUACUAAAAAUUAUAUGAGUCAAAAAAUACUAAACAAAAAAACGAUGGUGAGAGAUUUGUGAAUUAGAAAGAGCUUCUAUUGUAACAUGGUCCUCCAUAUGAUCAUUUGUAAUUUGAUGAGUACUAACAAGAUGAACAGCAAUAAUAGUUUGAAUCACCAAAUUUAGAAGAUUAUUUGAUCGGAUUGAAAAGUCUUAUUCAGAGAAUUUUAGAAAAUUCUAAAUCUUCAGAUAAAAAAUAAAAUAUUAAAUAACAUCAGCUAUGCUUAUUAAAUGUAAUUUUUAUUGUCGAAUACAUAAUUCAAACUUAAGAUUUUUAAAAGCUGGAUCAGAGUAUAAUAAAAGAGAUUAUUAAUUUGAUAGAACAAUUUGUAAAUUUUGGAGUUUAUUCAAAAUUAAUUUAUAACAUAGAUCCAAUUUUAAAAGUUCUGAAUUAAAACAGCUUUUUUAACCCUAGUCAAAUUGAUUUGAUAAAAUAAAUGUAAUAAAAUUUCAAAGGAGUUGACCAAAUUAAUGGAGGUCCCCUCCGUUCAGUUAUCAACGUUUUAUUUAUGUUGAUAUAAAAAUUAUAAAAUAUGCACUAAUUAAAACAUUAAGAAUAAAAAUAAUUCAUUGAAAAACUUCUCAAAAUAUUUUAAAGCUGUUAAUUUUUAGAAAAUAUUUAAUAAAUAACAUCGAAUAAUUCAAUGUUAAAUAGCUCUCUAAUAAAAGAGAAGCAUUAUAUUAUAGAAGAAACAAAUAAAUACCCAGCACAAUAAUAGAAUAUUUAUUCAGCAUUAAAAGAGCACCUAACCAUUUAUAUCCUGUUUAACCUUUUCAGAGUUUUUUAUCACUAAUCUAAAAAAAUCCAUGAGCCUUUAACCAAAUAAAAUUUACAAGAGCAGAAGGAAAUAAAGAUCACUAUAUAAUUAAUAAUACAGACUUUAAAUCUGAUGAAUAAAUAAAAAUGCAUUGAAAGCCUUUCAUAAAUAAAUAAUGUUUGCUAAAAUUUGCAGAAUUAAAUAUAACCUAAAAAAGGAGCUAAGGAAAUAUCCAAUACUCUUUUAGAAUAUUUUUUCAAUAAUUAACUCAAUAUAAAUUAUUAGUAUUUUUGCGAGGACCUAUCUAAAGAUAAGGCAGAUCAAUAAAUUGAUGACCUAAUUCAAAUCUUCAAAGACAAUUUCGAAUUGUUUUAUUAGAAUUAAGAUAGAAUUUACAAUAAUAAUAAUACUGAAGAUUAAGAAAAUCAAUUAGAAAUUUAAAAUAUAAGAAAAAAUAGCCAAUUUAAAUAGAAUUCAAAAUUAAACGAAAGUCAACCAAAAAAAAAUCCUUCUUCAUUAGAUAAAUUCGAUUUUUAUCAAAAAAUAUCUUAAAUCGCCCUCAAAUAAUCUCAAGAAUAGUCUGAUGAAAAUAUUUACCAGUUAUACUUAAAGCUUACUUAAAUACAAAAUUUUGAGGAAUAUUCAAUAGACGGUCUUAUAAUUCCUAGCUUAUACAUGCCUAUUGUCAAUUCAAUUGAUUUAGUUUCUUCAUUGAUGCCUCUUUUGCUUUAAAGAAUGAUUUUAUUUGAAAAAAAUAAAAACUGUUAAUCAAUUUAAGACACAAUUGCCUCCUUAAAAUCUUUGAAGAUUUACAAAGUUUAAUAGCUUAUUGAUUUGAAUUAAGAAUUUUAUUUUAUGGAAUCACAAGCUAAUAACUAUGAUAAAAUAUUCGAUAAGAAGUGGGAAAAAAUUCAAAAAAACUUGGAAAGUCAAAAGGGAGUUUUUUAUAGAGAAUUUGAUAAUUAUAAAUCUGUUCAAACUAUUUCUAAAACUAUCGAUAUUUAUGGCAGAAGAAGCUUAACUUACACAAAAUCUAAGAAAAAAAAUAUUUAUAAAAAUCAUCAACAAUACUAGCAAGAGUAUUUUAAAAAUCAAUAAAAUAACGAUGAAAAAUAGGCUGAAGAUAAUUUUGAUGAUUAAUCAGAAUUAUAUAAUUCUAAAGUAAGAGAAUGCGAAAUAAAAUCAGAAAGCAGUAUCAAUACUAUUCAAGAUUAAUUUUUAAGCGAAGAUGUAGACACAGUUAAGCAUGACUCAGAAAAAUAAAUAGAAGAUAUUUUUGCUAAAACUCAGUAGCCUAAAUUAAUUUUUUAAAAGGAGGGAGAAUAUAUUUCUUUGACAAAUUCAUACUUUGGUGUUAUUAGAAUCUUAAAACUUCAAGAUGAUGAAUCAGAAAUUAUUUUCGAAAGCAAUAAAGUUUUUAAAAGACCUGAUUAAGAUUCAUUAAACAAAGAUGAUUACUAGAUAACCUCAAUGCCUUACCAAGAUAAUAAUUAAUCAAAAGAAUAAGAAAAGAAUUAAAUUUAAAAUUACAAAAAAUAUUUGCUAGGAUCUCUUGAACCACAAUCUAAAGACCGUAAAAAAAAUCUUCAAAUAAAGAACAUAUUAGAAAUAUAUUGUUAAACUUUUAAUGCCCUAGAAAACUCAGUUGAAAUAUUCAUGAAAAACAACAAAUCUUAUUUUUUUGUUUUCUUUGAAGAAUAAACAAAAAAGGAGUUUUUGGAUUCUCUUAAAAAAAUCUAAAAAUAAAAUAGGACAAGCUAUAUUUUUUAGAUUAUUGAUGAUAGCUUAAAAAAGAAAAAAUUAAUCAAAUAUUAAAAGCAAUGGUAAGAUGAUGAAAUUACAAAUUUUGAGUAUUUGAUGGCAUUAAAUUCUUUAUCUAGUCGUUCACUCAAUGAUAUAAAUUAAUACUAUGUAUUUCCAUGGAUAAUAUAAGACUAUAAAAGCGAUCACAUUAACUUAAAUAAUUUACAAAUAUAUAGAAAUUUAUAAUAUCCUCUUGGUAAGUUAAACGAAAUGAGAUAUAGAGAAUAUCUUGAAAAAUAUGAGGUUCUUGGAGACUCUAAGUACGGAUUUUACGGAUCUCACUUUUCUACUGCAGUUCACAUAAUCUACUAUCUAAUCAGGAUUGAACCUUUUUCAUCUUUAGGAAUUUAAUUAUAGAGUGGAAAGUUUGAUCAUCCUGAUAGACUUUUCUUUAGUAUAGAAUAAACAUGGAGAUCUUGUACUGAAAACAGCUCAGAUCUAAAAGAAUUAAUUCCUGAGUUCUUUUUUUUACCAGAUUUCCUUAUUAAUAAAUCAGAGCUUGACUUUGGAGAGAGGUAAUUGAGGUAAAAUUAGAAUUCAGAUAAUCAAUAAGAAAAGAAAGAUCUAAAAGUCAACCAUGUAGAACUUCCUCCUUGGUCACACGGUAGCCCGCAUUUAUUUGUUUAGGUACAAAGAGCAGCUUUAGAAAGUAGAUAUGUUUCUGAAAAUUUGAAUUAUUGGAUUGAUUUAAUAUGGGGAAGAAAUUAAUAAAUGAGAGAUAAUUUGUUUAAUAUUAAAACUUAUAAAGAUAAGAUGAAUAUGAAAGUUAAAGAUCUCUAUAAUAAACUGGCAUCAUAAUAGGAUGUUGAUAAGCUAAGAUCACUUUUAACUUAAAUUUAAUGCUUUGGGACAUUCCCUACUAAGUUGUUCACAACUUAACAUCCUAUGAAAAAUAAUUUGGAGAAUUAUGAUAUUAUUUAGAAUUUCGAUAGAUUACCUAACAAAAAGGCUGAAUAAAAUUAAGGAGAAGACAUACUAGUAAAUGAACGAAGAAAUUCAUAAAUACCAGCAAAGAUGAGUACUGAUUUAAGGUAUUCUUAAAAUCCUGAAUAAAAUAGCAAAAAAUAUAGGAUGAAUAUCGAACUUGAAGAGAAAGAAGGGACCAACAUUUUCUUUUAAAUAAUAAAUUAAGAUAUUUACUUUGUCAAAAAAGAUCAGCCUAGCAAAGAUUCUAAUUACAUAAUUGUUAUAAAAAGCAAACUUUUUAAAGAUAAAUAAGAUAGAGAAAAAAAAGGAAAGUUUGUACAAAUUGAGCAUAAAAUAAAUGAAAAUUAAAAUUCGAUUAGAUAAUACUAAAACUUGCUUGCAUUUUUUGAUGGUGAUAUUUUCUUUGCCAUUAACUAAAAAUCUAAUAAUAUCAAUCUAUACUAUAAUUUAUAAAUUGCUAGCUAAGUUAGUUUUUCGAAUUAACCUCUAACAAUAGUAAAAUGCAUAAACAAUGUUAAUAGUGGUAUUUUAGUCUCAGUAGCUAACUCUAAAAUUUUCUUAGCAGAUUUCGAUAUCCGUUUAAUAAAAAAAUCGAGCGAGCAGCUCAAAUAGCUCCACAUUAGAGAUAAUUCUGUUUUUAAGAAUAUUCAAAUUCUUUAUGGACAUUAUUCACCUAUUACUUUAGUAGAAGUAUGUGCUGAAUUGGAUAUUAUUGUCUCAGUUGACUAAUAAAGUACAUUCUUAAUACACAACUCAGACGGUAAAUGUAUUAGAAAGUAUUGUCCUGAUAUAUUACUAAGAGAUAUUGUUAAAAUGACUUUGAGUCCUGAUGGCUACAUUUGCAUUUUAUGUAAAACUGAGAGAGGUGGAUACCCAAAAACUUUACUAAGCACUCUUUAUUUACUAGAUAUCAACUGUUACAACUAGUUUGACCAUUAUUAACAUGUUGUUAGUAGUCAUGACGAAGAGAUAAUAGAUAUGGCUUUCAUUAAUUAUAAAUCUAUGGUAGUUUGCAAAAAGCAGAAAUUCGAAAUUUGGGAUAUGUUUAUGUACCACUUCAUAGAUAGUGCUAAAUAAAUUAGAAAAAACUAUAGAAAAGCAUAAGUUUUAGAUAAUUGUGUUUACAGGAAUAUUGGUCUUUUCUAUGAUAGAAAUACACUUAUAAUCUAUUUCUUGCGUAGCUUCAAAUCUGGAAAAAACGAUUCAAGUGAUUAGUUCAUUUCCCUAGUAACAUCAAAAAAGUAAAGAAUUAUUAACAAACUUGAUUGGGCUUGUAUGUGA